Messenger RNA from Moneuplotes crassus, 1093 nucleotides. Lineage: Eukaryota; Ciliophora; Spirotrichea; Euplotida; Euplotidae. The record is from the annotation of a GenBank genome assembly.
AUGACUGAUUCUGUAUCUUUAACACAGAAGGAGCUAAUGCUGAAUGCAGGCAUUGCGCUUGGAAUCCUAAUUCCUCUAUUUUUCUGCUGCUCAUUCUGGACUGUAGUCUUCUACAUUGGAGCAAUUAGGCUGAUAGGAAAUAUAUCCUUUCUGUACAGAACUGUCAAAGAGUACUAUUUGACAAAACAAUUAGAUCUGAGUCAAAGAUAUGGCGAAGGGACCUAUGCACUCAUCACUGGUGGAGCCAAUGGAAUUGGCUUGGAAUAUGCAAAUCAACUUGCUAAAAUGAACUUCAACCUUGUGAUCAUUGAUUUGAACCAAGAAGCAUUGGACAAAGCAAAAGAAGAUAUUACUAAAGCCUCUCCGAUAAAAGUUAGCACAAUUCAAGCUGAUAUUACAAGACUUAGAUCCAUUGCAGACUAUAAUGAUUUAUUAAAGCCUCUCAGAAGCUUUGAUAUUUCGGUCCUAAUAAACAACGUUGGAGCUGCCAGCACCCUCCCGUUCAACGAGGCGACUCCGUCUUUCGUCAGCACGAUCAUGGAUCUUAACAUAGUCUCUGUGGUUGCCUUCACUUCUUUAUUUUAUGAAAGACUCCUGGCAAGAACGAAUGGGGAUAAGCGUAGCGCUAUUAUAACUGUAUCUAGUUCGUCGUCAUAUUACCCAGUUCCAAACUUCUUCUUGUAUUCAGCGACCAAGGGCUUUGCUAGUUAUUUCAUGAGCACCUUUAUGAAGGAAAAAAGUCCUAAGAUUGAUGCUCUCACCGCCUGCCCUGGAUUUGUAUCUACUAGCAUGACCGGAUACAGGAAAGAUAGCAUCACUAUUGGACCUGACCUCUGUGUAAAAAAUUCGCUCAGAUCUCUUGGAAAUUUCAGCACCACUGAAGUGACGUAUAAAGUUAGGAUUAUGAUAUCCGGAAUCAUGCAAGGAAUAUGGUACAUCGACUCUUGUCUAUUCAAUAAAUUCCUUGAGUCAUUAGGUACUUCAGACGCUAAUAAAAAGGCGUUUGAAGUAAUGUCAAAAAGAGAGAGGCAACUCUUCAAAGAUUAACCAUUCUGUUCAUUGUCUGAACCUUUUUUACAGGAAUUUUGUCCUC